AUGUCUAAAGUACAUUAUCAACUUUUUAUACUUCUUUUUCUUAUAAUUACAUUAAUAAAUUCUUAUAAUAUUUCUUCAUGCAUUUCAAAUACACCAUGUCAAUGUUAUUUAACACAAUAUUCAUUUAAAUUAUUCAAUUGUUCACAUACAUUAUCUGAUAUACCUAUAUUUAAUUCAAAAAUAAUAGAUAAUAUAACAAAAGUUAUAGCACAAAAUUCAUUUAAUCAAUGGCCAAUUCAAUUAUGUAAAUAUUCAAAUAUUCAAAUACUUGAUUUAAGUGGUUCAUAUUUUAAUUCAGAAUUUAUUGAUUUAUCAUGUUUAAUUUAUUUAAUACAUUUAAAUUUAAGUAAUACACGAUUAAAUAAUAUUCCAAAUUUUAAUAAAAAUUUUUCAAAUCAUUUACAAAUACUUGAUCUAUCAAAUAAUUAUAUAAAAAUUCUUGAUGGUUUAUAUUUUCAAUCAUUAAAUAAUUUAAUUUCAUUAUUUUUACAAAAUAAUCCAAUUAAAACUAUUGAACAUUUAGAAAUUUUUUUUUAUUUAUCAAAUCUUGAAACAAUUAAUUUUAUUUCAUUAAAUAGAGAUAUUACACUUAAACAAUUAAUAAAUAUAAAUCAAUGGAUUAAUAUAUCACAACAAUGGAAUAAUACAAAAAAAAAUUUUUUUAUUCGUAUAAAAAAUAUUCCAUUACAAUUAAUUCUACCAAAUCCAGAACAAUUUUCAAUUAUUUCAAUUGAUUCAAUAAAAAUUAUUUUAAAAAAAUUUAUUAAUUCAACAUUUAUUACUUUAUUUAAUACACCAAAAUGUGUUUGUUCUCAUCUUCGAAUUUAUCAACGAAUAUUUUCAUUUAUUGAUUAUCAAAAAAAAUAUUCAUCAUCAUUAUUUCAAUCAACAACAUGUCUUAUGUCAGAUGGAAUAACUCAUGCUCGUUUAUUUGAUCGUCGAACAUAUAUUGACUUACGAUGUCCAUUAUUUGGAAAAACUUUUUUUCCUUUAAUAGAAAGUUCAUCAUCAUCAUCAUCAUCAUUAAACAAUGUAUUGAUUCCUUUUUCUAUUUUUUAUUUGUUUUUAAUGCAUUGA
Messenger RNA from Rotaria sordida, 1077 nucleotides. Lineage: Eukaryota; Metazoa; Rotifera; Eurotatoria; Philodinida; Philodinidae. The record is from the annotation of a GenBank genome assembly.